Messenger RNA from Brachypodium distachyon (stiff brome), 4149 nucleotides. RefSeq lists its product as uncharacterized. The record is from RefSeq and is a predicted model, not a curated record. The transcript has 6 exons. Bases 907 to 3912 code for a protein of 1001 amino acids. Lineage: Eukaryota; Viridiplantae; Streptophyta; Magnoliopsida; Poales; Poaceae.
UAGCUAUGAUUUGUAAUAAGUAAAUGUAGCACAUGUGCCUUGAUUCUCACUGAUGAGCCCUGGGUAUGGUGCCUUGAUUCUCACUGAUGAGCCUUGGUUUGAUGCCUUGAGCUCUUGUUCUAUGUCUGCAUCAGCAUCAGGUGAAUAUUGUUAAUCUCAGUGAUGCAAAGUUUUAAUUUUCCUUUUUCUUUUGGAGGGCAGACUUGUGCAUGGGGUCAGGUGGGGUGGUGGCAGCAAAAUGCACACCUUAAUAAAUUUGCAGAUGGAGAUUAGUACUAAAUUUGCAGCUUGGGACUAGGGAGGGUGAUCACAUGAGACUUGAGAAUGCAUGUGAUCAACAUACACUUUUGUUGUCAUUGUUGGUUGUACCAAACCAAGCCAAACGCGCGGUGCAUCUGCAUUAACAAUGGGAAACUCAUUGCUGAUUAUGGAUUCAAGGACAAAAAGGGAAGGAAGGAUGUCAAUUUGAUGAGACAAAUCGACCAUGUAGAACGUCCAGUUGCAAAAGUAAACAAAACAUAACAAAUGGAGCAAUGUUGCACCCACUCUUUUUUUAGAUUUAAUUAAUUUGUAUUAAACAAGUGAGCAAUUUGCUUCCUAACCUGCGCUUGUGUUUUGUGUUUAUUAUUAGCCAUCAUCAUACCCUUGUGUUUUGUGUUUAUUUUUACAUGAGGACUCUGGGUGUGGGAGGACCAACUGCGGAUGAAAGAUAAAGCACAAGGGCUCAAGUGAUAAGAGUACAGUCACUCCCUCCCUCCUUGGCUCCUUCCCCACACCACAGGCCACACAUGUUGAGGGAGAGAGAGAGCGCGCUUCCAACGGAGCAGAAGAGCCUCCUCCUGCCCGUGUUAGCUCAUCUAGGUUGCUUGUCUUGUCUGAAAGAUCCCCCUGUCCUGCCCUGCCGAGAUGGGGGGAAUUCACCGCGGCGGAGACACGGACGGACUCCAUUCCCAGCGGCCCAAUCACCGUUUUGCCGGUGUUGGACCCUUGAUGAAACAAGGAGGUGAAGCUGGGAUACUUUCCGAUCCUUUGUUUGGUGGGAACAGGCUUUGUUCACCGAAAAGAGCUGGUCGAGACAAAAAAAAAAAGUUAAUAGAUGGUGUCUCUGGAGAUGUCAUUGCUAGGCAUACAUCUCCUGGUAUUUUAGGAAGGCUUAUGGGCCUUGACAUGAUGCCUUCAUCUGGAGUGCAUAGCCAAAACACAUGUAACGGGAACCAUUCACAGGACAUGUUGCCAGAAAGUUGCAGAGAUGAAUCGUGGAGCUGUCAUGAUAAAUAUGCUUUCGCUGGAGAUGUUUCACGUAGGACAAGCACUGAUGAGGUUCCAGAAUUUAAAGAUGUUUUUGAAGUUAUGGAGACCACGAGAGUGAAGAACCAAAACCAUGAUACUUCUUCUCGACAUGACAAGGUUAACAGUGCCGACCUUAAUUUUGCAAGGCAGAAAUUUAUGGAUGCAAAACGUCUUUCUACGGAUGAAUCCUUUCAGAGAUCGAAGGAGUUCAAUGAUGCGGUUGAUGCAUUGGUAUCAAAUAAAGAACUUCUGAUGGAAAUUCUUCAAGAAUCCACGGCAAGUGAUCUGUGCGAUCUCAACUGCUCUCCAUCUUCUGGUCUAAACUGCAUCACACUAUUAAAACCAUCCAGAAGAAAUAAGUUCAUUGAUGCAGAUGUUGUCUAUCCACCAGAAGAGGAUACUGGAAGGUGUUUUCACGCACCAAAAGAAGCAAAGCAUUCUCCAAGGAACCCUUCGAUCAGCUUUCCUAACCAACCUCUCAAAGAAGGCACUAGUUCUUUCAGACAAAAAUUGUCUAGGUCAAGCUACAAGGAGAGGGUUGAUAAACGCAUUUCUCCCACUCGGAUUGUUGUUUUGAAACCAUGCAUUGAGAAAACUCAGAACAUGGAGGGAGCAUUUCCACUAACUCAUGACAUGUUUUGCUCUAGCUACAGAAGGACCAACACAUGCCUAGAUGAUGAUGGUAUUCGAAGGCCAUAUGCAGAAGGACGCAUGCCUCAGAUCUCUACAGGGUAUUCUGAUGUGCGAUGCCAUACAGGAAAGGGGUACAGAGAAAUUGCUCAAGAGGUUUCAACACAAAUGAAGACACCUGUCAAAGGAGGUGCAAGUGGAAAGCAGAAACUCAAUCCAAAUAUUGGGGUGUCUAACUGGGAUGAUCAGGUACCUUUAUUGUCAUCGAAUGGGCUAAAGUGUUCAGCGGCAUCGCAAAGAUCUUCUGGGUUAUGUGAGGCUCCGGGUGCUCAUCGCUUGGGGGCUUCACCAACAUAUUCAACUAAGACAUCAAUUAGGAAAGAAGCAAGGAGACGGCUCUCUGACAGAUGGAAGGUAACUCACCAGUAUCAACAGCCAUCACAAGAUGCCAAUACAUUCUGCACAUUAGGAGACAUGCUUGCUCUCUCUCACAAAGAGGCAUCAAAGCGUACUUCCGGGGAAACAGCUUGUGAGCAAUCGCCAAAUGUGGAAUUGCAUAGAACUGUGAUGCCAGGAUCAUGUGGUUAUUCUCUUGGCAUCGGUAGCAAUGAUGGUUGGAAAGAUGAGGACAUAUGUAACUUAACAAGGUUGGAGUCUAUUUUUACUUCAUCCAUCGAUCGAGGGAGUCCAAAAUUGAGCAGCAGAAAAGCAAGUUGUACGUAUGACGAAUAUUCUAUGGUCGAAAACAUCAUCAGAGCAGGGCCUUACUCUGAAGAUUUGCAUCACGACAGACCUAGGAGAUCACUUGUCAGAAGCUCAACAAAUCCAUCUCUGGAUGAAGUGGAAAGUAUGGUGACCGAACAUGAGAUACAUGUGAAUUUUGAAGAACCAACUUACGCCGUUGCAGUUCCAGAGCUAUCUGAAACUGGAGGGAGACUUGUACCUGCUAGAAAUUCGAACUGUAGAUUAGGUGCUGAACGGUAUUUAGACAACAGUUCUGCAGUUCCAGAAUGGCAACACGAGGCUCGGUCUUCUGCACAGAACAAGAUGAUGGACCAAGAGCAGACAUGCACACUAGAUGACCGUCUUUUUUCCAAUAGUCUCAGAGAUCCUGCAUCUCAGGCUGAUGAGAGUGGGCACGAUCGAUAUGAAGAUCAUCAAGCUCCAUCCGAUCAUCUGACAGAAUCAUUAUCCGCUGGGAGCUCGAGUGAAGAUGAUCAACCAAGUCCAGUGUCUGUUCUUGAAUCUUCCUUGGAUGCAGAUGACUGUUGUUCAGGAGGUUUUGAGAAAAUAAGUGCAGAUCUUCAAGAGCUCAGGAUGCAACUUCGACUACUCAAGAUGGAUGCAGCAGACAAUGCAGAUGAAACUGAGCUAGCUUUAUCGAGUGGUGAUGAUACUGCCGCAAGUUGCGAACUAGUUAAUGAAAGUGGGCUGCCAUCCUGUACAUUUUGGGAUGAAGAUGGAAGGGAUUUUUCGUAUGUGGAUGACAUGCUCGCUUGUCUAGGUAUUCAGAGUGCUGAGCAGGUUCUUCUACUCAAUGCACGCUAUUUGUCUGGAUCUCCUGCGUGCAGUGAUGUGUAUGAUCAUCUUGAAAAGAAGUACAGCAAGCUCAUUCUGUGGCCGCAGUCUGAGAGGAGGCUCCUUUUUGAUCUGACAAAUGCCAUCCUUGUGGAUAUGAUUACUUGUUUGACACACUGUGGCGGUAAGGGGUUGGUGAAGAAGCGUGAGUUGAGCAUGAAAUGGGACAAGGAGGGGCUUGUGCAGGAGGUGUGGGAAAGAGUGUGUCGACAACGGCGAGAAACAGAAUGUUUCCAGGAGGAAAGAUUGAUGGGUGUUGGGUGGCUGGAUUGUGAGGAUGUCACUGAUGAGAUUGCGGGAGAUAUCGGGAGUAUGGUAGGUGAGGAUCUCCUGGAAGAAGCUAUAGCUGACUUGAUUCCGUUGAAGGUUUUUGUGAAGGAAAAGGAAGUUAUUAGUGAAAGGCAGAUUAUUUAGUGAGCAGUAUAUAAUAAUGGUUUACUAGUACCAACAAAGUGCUUAUUUAUGCCCGCUUAGGCAGUGGCUGCUGUAAGUGUAAUAUUCCAUUUCCAUCCAUAGUGACUCAACCAUAAAGAAUGUAAAACUCUUUAUAUAGGAUAGGGGAGCAGCCCCUUGUAUUUAUUUAUUUACGAAUGUACAUUUUUCAGCAUGGAACCCCUGCUAUGUCGCCCUAAGAGAUUUGAGUGAGAACUA